AUGAAUACUUCGAUUGUCUUAACAAUUUAUUCGAUUAUUUCUCUCGAAACUCUUCUUAUUCCAUCUUCAUCUUUAACAUCUUCCUGUAAAAUUCGUCAUGGAUAUUUCAUAUCAACAAGUUCAUUAUCUGUUGUAUUAUCUUAUAUUCUCCAAGCAUUUUAUCGUCUUGUUCGAAUUGCUUUUUCUUCUUCAAUUCGUUCGAAAUAUAUUUGGAUAAGUUUUAUUAUCAUUCAAUGGUUUCUUUCGUUCUGUUUUUGUUUACCAUUUUUACUUAUUGAAGGAUUUAUUUCUUAUAUUCCCUUUGACCAAUCCUAUUGUGUAACAACUUAUCGAAAUUUAUUUGCAUCGAUCUAUGGUUCAUUAGUAAUUUAUAUUUUCCCUUUAAUAGUUCUUAUUGGAAUAUACGGAUAUGUUAUUUGGUUUUUGAAACGUUCUCAACGUGUAAUUACAUUUCAUCAACAACGAAGAAAUCAACGUGAUUUGAUUGUGAUUAAACGAAUUGUUUUCAUAGUAAAUGGAUUAAUUUGUGCUGGAUUACCAUCGAUGAUCUUAUGGAUGAUUUAUCUUAUCAAAGGAAAUCUUAUUGAACCAUUGAUCUAUGAAAUCACUUGGUUAAGUGUUCAAUUGGGUAUUGUCGUCGAGAAUAUUUUACUUAUUUAUUUUACGAGAGAAAUUCGAAGUUUUCUCAAAGAAUCAAAUAUUGUUCAUUUUUAA
Adineta ricciae is the source of this 714-nucleotide messenger RNA. NCBI's taxonomy places the organism in Eukaryota, Metazoa, Rotifera, Eurotatoria, Adinetida, Adinetidae. The record is from the annotation of a GenBank genome assembly.